CACCGUCAGAGGAGCAGGGAGAGCUCCCACCUGUGGUCUGCAAGAAUUCGAUUCAUCAACAACCGAGAGAGGGCGACAAAUCGUGCACUUGUGUCGUGGCUGUCGCGGGAUGGCUGUGUGGCUGUUUGCCGUCCUCUUGGUGCCCUGGGCGGCUGUCGAUGGGUUCGUAGGACCACCACUCACACCACUGCAGCCGCAGACGCCGCCAACGUCACGCAUCAACCGACUCAGAGGACGUAAGCCAACACUAACACACACAGACAGAUCUCGCGGUUGGGUGAGCAUCACUCGUGAAUUGAUGUGUGUGUUUGUGUGUUUGUUUGUCUGUGAGUCUGUGCAGGGCGGUGCGUUGCCCUUAUGAGCAGUGGACCGGUUGGUCUGUUGGAUGGCUGUGCCGUUUAUGAGGACGGCAAGGGUGGCUAUGCGUUGGAGGCGGCUGGCCAGCGGUUGCCCAUCGAGCCAUCAUUCCACUCACACAUCAAGUUCUGCAUCAAACAGCACCGGUGAGCGACCUACAGACACAGCCAGGUCUGCUUUCAACCCCGACUUGGUGUUGGUUGUCAGGUCGGCUGUCGGCAGCGAGAAAGGCCAAGAGGAGAAGGACUCCGACGGCGAUCAGCCACCACCGGCGGCCGGAGCAAGGGCAACAGCGGAUGAAGGGGCGGCGGCCGGCAAAGGUGACGACACGACUGACGAUGGCCUCGUGGGACAUUCAUUGGACCCUCGACUUCGUUACAAGGUGGUGCAUCAGGGCACUGGCAAUGCGCCCACAAUGAACUCGACAGUCAAAGUGGGCCUUACUGUGUGGCGGGAUGCCUUCCACGGCAACCACACCUUGUGCGAUGUCCGUGUGGCGGAGUUUCCUGUGCCGGAUAUUGCUGAUAUUAGUGAUAUUGCUGAUAUUGGUGACGAAUUCCGUGACGAGUUGCUGUCGAUGCGUGAGGGCGAGGUGAGGCGAUACUUCCUACCAGUCAACGGGAAUGAGGGCGUCUUUGUGGAAGCUCGGUUGGUCAGCGUCUUAGAUGGGACCCGGUGAGCGCAGAAGCACACAGGUCGACGGGUGUGGUGCAGCCCUGUCUUUCAGGCCGCCUCCUGCCGGCGUCGGGAGAGGGUUGUUCAAGGGUGGCUUUCCAGGUCCACCCCCAGCUGGCGCAACUUAUGAGGUCGUCAGGGAGGGCACCGGCAAUGUGCCUACACUCAACUCAACCGUCAAACUGGGCCUCACUGUCUGGCGGGAUGCCUUCGAUGGUAACGACACCUUCUUCGAUGCUCGGGAGUGGGAGAGUUCUGUGCUUGUGGAUGAUGAGUUGCUGUCGAUGCGUGAGGGCGAGAUGAGGCGAGCCGUCCUGCCGGCCGACGACCAUGAGGGCGCCUUUGGGGAAUGUCGGUUAGUCAGCGUCUCCAAUGGGGCCCGGUGAGCGCACAAAGACAACACUGAGUGGGUGCUGCCCCUCUCUGCUACUCUUCUCGUCUAAUACAUUGUCGGUGUGUCCUUUCAGGCCGCCCCCUGCCGGCCAUGAGAGAAGCCGCCCACCCUCACCGCCCGCAGCAGCAGGAGCAGCAGCAGCAGCAGUUGACGAGACAGCGGACAGCAAAGACGGCACCAGCGGUGAUGUGCUCUUUCGACUCUACCCCUCUGGCGCCUAUCAUCAAGUGGUGCGACCGGGCAGUGGACCUAAACCGACACGCAACCAGCGGAUCAAGGUCGACCGCAUCAGGUGGAAUGACGACUUCGAUGGAGAGGACAAGAUAGGCGAGUACCGUGGGGAUGUGAGGCGUGUGUCUGAGUGGGAUGAGUGGGUCCAGGAGGCCCUCACGGACAUGCGUGUGGGUGAGGUGCGGUGCGUCAUCGCCCCAGGCAGACUGAGACCAAAUUUUGGAACGAACACUAUGUACGCUGAGUACACGCUGGUGGCCAUUUUGUGAGUGAGCGAUUGAGUCUGCCUGACUGUCUGGUUGAGAUUGCUUGGCCGUGGCAAGGAGCGAUACUGCCCGUCCCCAUGUGUGUGGGUGUGCGGGGUUUGGGAUGUGUAAGGUGUUCUGGCCUUCACUGCUAGGUGGCUGCAAUGGCUGACCUCUGUAUACAGUCGACUGACUGACUGACUGAGUGGAUGACUGACACAGAUGGGGUGGUCCAUCAGGUGGGGGAUUGGUCGUAUGUGAUUUGUGACGCGGGAGGGAAGGAACGAAUCGAUGGAUGAGUGAAUGCAUUGCAAAACCA
This is a messenger RNA of Vitrella brassicaformis, 2221 nucleotides long. The record is from the annotation of a GenBank genome assembly. NCBI's taxonomy places the organism in Eukaryota, Vitrellaceae.